Molecule: messenger RNA, 1586 nt
Organism: Daktulosphaira vitifoliae (grape phylloxera)
Lineage: Eukaryota; Metazoa; Arthropoda; Insecta; Hemiptera; Phylloxeridae
Exons: 12
Coding region: 95-925 (276 amino acids)
Source: RefSeq, a predicted model, not a curated record
UUUUACAAUAAUAUAUUCAUAUACGUUUAAACAAACUUUUUAUAAAUUUAAAAAAAAAUAAAAAUUGAUUUUUGUAUUAUAACACACGAAUAAAAUGUUAAAACAGUCGAAAUUUGUCAAUUUGUUAGCUUUCAUACUUUUGUAUUUUUAUACUCAUAUGUGUGACACAACGGGAAUACGAAAUCAAAGAUUACAAGCGGCUGCGUAUGAUAUUUUGCACACGAAUAGAGUGUUCUUAUCGUUAGCUGAGGAUGUACGACAUUUCCUGUUAGACAUCAUAUUAGAGGAAUUAGAUGAUAAUGACUAUGAUAUCAUAGAAUUAAAACUGUGUCCAAGCAAUAUAGAUAGCAUACAUACUACUAUAGAUGAGUGUGAUCCACUUGGAUAUGGAAAUAGUUUAGGAAAUAAUGAAGAUGUAAUUUGUCCAGAUACAACAGAACACUACCUAAGAGAAAACUGGAGACGCUGUUUUAAUGAAAAGACAAUACUUUGGGGAUUUUUUCCCAAAUAUAUCGAUGAAAAUUGGAUAAAGAGUUGUGAGCCAAUUAGAAAAAUUGGAGAGGUCGUGGACUAUCAAUUCAUAGUUGACAUAAGAAGGAAUUUAAUAAAGAAAGCAGCAAUACGAUUGUUAUUUCACGAAUAUGCUAAAGAUGAACUGUGUGGAAAGAAAAAUAAAAAAUGCACAUUGGCAGGAGUUUUGAACUUAUUGACUACGAAAAAUAUAUUUAAACAAACAGGAGGAUGUGAAAACAAUCAAUGUAUUUUUAACGCAAUAAAUAUGAAAGGACAGAAAAUAGGAGUAUACAAGUUUUUUGACGCCAAAACUUCGAUAAUUUCAGAGAAACAAACCUUUUGUCAAAAAAAUGACGAAGAGCCUAUAUUAUUUCAAACGUUUUUAUUUAAUAACGAAAAUAUAAUUGUAUAAAUUUAUAUUUUACAAUUAUUUAUUGUAAAAUGUUUAAUUAUAUAUAUAUAUUGUAAAAAUAAGUGAAAUGAAACUUUUCUGAGUACAUUGAGUAAUUUAAUAAUAUUUUUAAACACAAUCGAAGGACUCUUUUCUUAAAAAACAAGAUAACUCCAUUUUUCAAAAUUUUCCAAGAAACAAAAAAAAACUGGACAUUUUUAACAUAUAUUCCUCUCUGCCAAUAAUUUUUAAAAACACUAUAUUUUUCAAAUAAUUUAUCAUAAAAAUUUUCUUGGAUAAAUUAAUUUCUCGUUUCUAUCUUAAUUUAGAACCGUCGCAAUUUAUUUCGAAAAAAAAUACUAAAUUUACCUUUUUUUUACACAGAGCCCUUCAUUUUACUCUUAAACUAGUGCUAGUAAUUAAGAAUUAUAAAAAAAUAUGCAAUAGAAUAAUAAACUAAUGAGCAUAAUAUUAAAAAUAACAUAGGUAUGUACAAUUUUAACAUUAACUCUGACCCGACAUUCCUUUGAAUAUUAAAUAAAUGGUAGUUUUGCAAAUGUCCACACAUAUUACUUUUAAAUAAUUCUUAAAAUAGUUGGAUGUAAAUUAUAAGAAAAGUUCAAUGUCAAAAAUAUUCUAUUGUGUACCAAAGUGAUAUAAUAAAAAUGAUUUGUAAUUUAAA